Ctenopharyngodon idella (grass carp) is the source of this 4550-nucleotide messenger RNA. It is a transcript of the gene ap1b1, whose product is annotated as adaptor related protein complex 1 subunit beta 1. Gene Ontology annotation, biological process: vesicle-mediated transport; intracellular protein transport. The transcript is spliced from 23 exons. The coding region runs from base 144 to 3059 and encodes 971 amino acids. The record is from RefSeq and is a predicted model, not a curated record. NCBI's taxonomy places the organism in Eukaryota, Metazoa, Chordata, Actinopteri, Cypriniformes, Xenocyprididae. Gene Ontology annotation, cellular component: membrane coat; clathrin adaptor complex. Gene Ontology annotation, molecular function: clathrin binding.
CCCGCUAGAUUAAAGGCUUACUGUGCGCUCCCAUAAGCCCUGAUUAAGAAGGUCAUGAAGCUUUAGCUCGCGAGCCGUUAGCAUUCAGCUAGCACACCCAUCGACUCUACAUCUCCGCGAGUAGGUUCAUUCAUCCGCCAAAAAUGGAGUGGGCAAGUCAGCUAUGUGAGAACCGAGGCUUGGGAUCCAAGAUGACAGACUCCAAAUAUUUCACCACUACCAAGAAAGGCGAGAUCUUUGAGCUGAAGGCAGAGCUCAACAGUGAUAAGAAAGAGAAGAAGAAGGAGGCAGUGAAAAAGGUCAUUGCGUCUAUGACAGUGGGAAAAGAUGUCAGUGCUCUGUUUCCUGAUGUUGUGAACUGCAUGCAGACGGAUAAUCUGGAGCUGAAAAAACUGGUUUAUCUGUAUUUGAUGAAUUAUGCCAAGAGCCAACCAGACAUGGCCAUUAUGGCAGUCAACACCUUUGUAAAGGACUGCGAGGACCCAAACCCUCUGAUCCGUGCGCUGGCUGUGCGCACCAUGGGGUGCAUCCGAGUGGACAAGAUCACAGAGUACCUGUGUGAACCUCUGCGGAAGUGUCUGAAAGAUGAAGACCCCUACGUGAGGAAAACUGCUGCAGUUUGUGUCGCCAAGCUCCACGACAUUAACGCCCAGCUGGUGGAAGACCAGGGCUUUCUGGACACCCUGAAAGACCUGAUCUCUGACUCAAACCCCAUGGUGGUAGCAAAUGCAGUAGCGGCUCUGUCCGAGAUAGCAGAGUCUCAUCCUAACAGCAACCUUCUGGACCUGAACCCUCAGACCAUUAAUAAGCUCCUGACAGCCCUUAAUGAAUGCACUGAGUGGGGCCAGAUCUUCAUCCUUGACUGUCUGGCCAACUACACGCCCCGUGAUGACCGCGAGUCACAGAGUAUCUGUGAGCGUGUAACUCCACGUUUGUCCCACGCUAACUCUGCCGUGGUGCUGUCUGCUGUGAAGGUUCUGAUGAAGUUCAUGGAGAUGCUUCCUAAAGAUCUAGACUAUUACGGCACUCUGCUAAAGAAACUUGCUCCACCUUUGGUCACGCUGCUCUCAGCUGAACCUGAACUGCAAUAUGUUGCCCUGAGGAACAUUAACCUCAUCGUACAGAAACGCCCUGAAAUCCUAAAACAUGAGAUGAAGGUUUUCUUUGUGAAAUAUAAUGACCCGAUCUACGUCAAGCUGGAGAAGCUGGAUAUCAUGAUCCGCCUUGCGUCUCAGGCCAACAUUGCUCAGGUGCUGGCUGAGCUGAAGGAAUAUGCCACUGAAGUGGAUGUAGACUUUGUGCGUAAAGCUGUACGAGCCAUUGGCCGCUGCGCAAUUAAAGUAGAGCAAUCAGCAGAGCGUUGUGUCAGCACGCUGCUUGACCUCAUUCAGACCAAGGUCAAUUAUGUGGUGCAGGAAGCCAUUGUGGUCAUCAAGGACAUCUUCCGCAAGUACCCCAACAAGUACGAGAGUGUGAUUGCCACCCUGUGUGAGAACCUGGACUCUCUGGAUGAGCCUGAGGCCCGGGCAGCCAUGAUCUGGAUUGUGGGAGAGUACGCAGAGAGGAUUGACAACGCCGAUGAGCUGCUGGAGAGCUUCCUGGAAGGCUUCCAUGAUGAGAGCACACAGGUGCAGCUGCAGUUGCUGACAGCUAUUGUGAAGUUGUUCUUGAAGAAACCCACUGAGACUCAGGAGCUUGUGCAACAAGUGCUCAGUCUCGCCACACAGGAUUCUGAUAACCCUGAUCUGCGUGACCGUGGCUACAUCUACUGGCGUCUGCUAUCCACAGACCCUGUGGCAGCUAAAGAGGUUGUGCUGGCCGAGAAGCCUCUGAUCUCAGAGGAGACGGACCUGAUUGAGCCCACCCUGCUGGAGGAGCUCAUCUGCCACAUUGGUACUCUGGCCUCAGUCUACCACAAACCCCCAAGCGCUUUUGUGGAGGGCAGCCGUGGCGUACAGCAUAGGAGACUUCCUCCUCGUGCUGGCUCUGGCGAGAGUGCAGAGAGCCCUGAUGUUGGCCAGUCUGGACCUUCUGAAGCUCCACCCGCUGUCAUUCCAUCACAAGGUGAUCUCCUAGGUGACCUGCUGAACCUGGAUCUGGCCCCGCCCACUGCCACAGUCCCUCCAGUGCAGCCCUCAAUGCAGAUGGGAGCCAUGGACCUACUGGGAGGAGGUCUGGAUAGUCUGAUGGGCGAUGAAUCAGAUACGCUGGGAGGAGACAUCGGCGGAAGUCCUUCGAUGGGUGCCGGUCUGGGGGCGGCCCCAGCAGCCAUGCCUGCUGCUCUCGGCGGUGCUCCUGCUAUUGGAGGUGGAUUGGGUGACCUUUUUGACCUUGGUGGGGGUGUUGGCAUGCCAACAGGAUCCUACGUUCCUCCUAAAACUCUGUGGUUACCGGCAAUGAAGGCUAAAGGGCUCGAGAUUUCUGGGACAUUUGCCCGGCGCGGUGGGAUCAUUCAGAUGGAUUUGUCUCUCACCAACAAAGCCAUGAGCGUUAUGACUGACUUCGCCAUUCAGUUCAACAGGAACAGUUUUGGUCUGGCCCCUGCUGGCCCUCUGCAGGUUCUGACUCCUCUGAGCCCCAAUCAAACCAUUGAUGUCAGUCUGCCUCUCAGCACAAGUGGCCCCGUCAUGAAAAUGGAACCACUCAACAAUCUGCAGGUAGCUGUGAAGAAUAACAUUGACGUGUUCUACUUCAGCUGCCAGUAUCCCCUCAGCCUGCUCUUUGUAGAGGACGGAAAGAUGGAACGUCAGGUGUUCCUGGCCACCUGGAAGGAUAUUCCAAAUGACAAUGAGGCACAGUUCCAAAUCAAAGACAUCCACCUCAACUCAGACGCAGCCAGCAACAAGCUGCAAGGCAGUAAUAUCUUCACCAUAGCCAAGAGAACAGUGGAGGGGCAGGACAUGCUGUACCAGUCCAUCAAACUCACCAAUGGCAUCUGGGUGCUGGCAGAAAUGCGUGUGCAGACCGGAAACCCCAGCUACACGCUGUCGAUAAAGUGCAGAGCGCCAGAGGUCUCUCAGUUUGUGUACCAGUGCUAUGAGUUGGUGCUGAAGAACUGAAAUGGAGGGAACCAAGAGGAAACUGCAGGUCCUGGGCAUCGUUUGGGUGACUGAAACCCAAAAUUUGAUUGGACCAGUCAGAGAAAGAACCCCCACUGUCUUGCAUUUCCCUCAGACUGUGCUGUCAGCAUUGACUGAAUCCCAAGGAAUUUUUCUUCAUUAUUUUGUCCAUUCCCAACGCCCUUCUUUAUCCCUCCUGUUUCCAUCCUUUAGUCGCAAAAUAUCUCUCUUCUAAAAUGCGACACACAAAAUAUAAAGAUACCAUCUUUAUUCCACAUGUGCAGGUGUUCUUUUCAGCAAAUUUCAUUGCCUGUACUACAUGAUGUGUAUCCUGGCUCAUGAAGGGCAGACAUCAUGUGCAGAAGAUCUCUAGAGUUUUAGAGCAGCCUGUAUUCGUCAUCCAUCCAGUGGUGGGAAGGGUAUGUUUACUACAGUUGAGAGAAACCUUUCAACACUGCUGUUUUUAAUUUAGUCUUCAUAAUCAUACGAUGGGUCACUUGGUUUGUAUUCACAAACAUACUGUUGAGUGAGUCAUUGAGGUUCAAAUUUUGAUGUAUUUAUUUUCUUCUAUUUUAGUAAAGCUCCUCCCCAUCUUUCCUUAGUAAUUUAAGUCUGUCACAAUUUCUUUUAAGGGAAUGCUGUGUUUAUCCAGAAGCACUACACAAAUGCUGAGUAAACUUUUUUUUUUUUUUUUUUUGUCUUCAGAUUUUCUGUAUUUGGGGACUAAGAUUGCAGUCAAUUUUUGUUAUUAAGAUGGGUUUAUUUUUAAUUAAUACAAUCUUUUGUGUUCUUUGUAACAGUUUUGUGUGUGUGAGUUGGAGAUUUAACAUUCUGCAUGUUCUGUUCCCUCUUCUGGCAAUCUUCCCUGUCCUUUCUCAUUCCCCCGUUUGUGUCUGUGUACAUGCCCACAUAUUCAGGGGGUUGUCAAUUUAGUGUGUGUGUGUGUGUGUGUGUGUGUUUUGUUGCAAGCAAAAUAAACUGCUAAAUCUGCGAGGGAGGCUUGACUCCUAAGAUCAUCCUACAUAAAAUGAUUACUUUACGGUAAGAAUAUCUCUAAUAUCACACUGAACGCAAUGCAUCUGAUGUCGCCUGCUUUGCAAAGCAACUUGUUUCUUCUCUUUCUUUAUGGAACAGGGAGUUGUGGUUAAACCUCUACACUCAUGUGACUGUUUAAUUUUGUUUUUAAAACCAUGUUGGCAGGGUGGACGGACGUCAAGCUUAAUGUAAAACACAUACCACCAGACGAAACAUUGCUGAUCUGACACGCAUAAUGCUGUGUGCGUAAACUUAAAGUUCCCAAAUAAUUGAUUUUUUUUUUUUUUUUAAAUCAUAAUUUGUUGAUUCUUUAUGUAUGUGUGUUUUAUUCUGUAGGUUUAGUCAUAGGGUUACUACAAGGAGAUGUCCAGCAAAGAAAUCUGCUUUACUUUUUGUUGUUUUCUGUCAUGAAUGCAUCAUCUGUUAUGGAAAUUAAAAAAGUAUAUUAUCCAUUGA